CAAUUCUCGUAUACUCUCCGAAGCGGGGGCAUUUGCGUGAGAUCGGCCACUUUACGCGAUUCUGGUGCUUACUUGGUUUCUUCCCAGCACUGAUGCCUCCUCGAGCCAAACGAGCCGCAUCCUCCGGUACGCCCCCACGGCGCAAAAAAAAGGACCAGUACCACCACGCUAUCCCAAGGUUCAUAUUGCGACGUUUUCAACCUUCCAGUGGUCCUCCCAAAAGCAGAGCACAGCGCCAAGAAGAAUACAAACAGACCCGUGGUAAUUCUGAGAAUGUCCUCUACUAUGACUUGGCCUCAGGGAGCCUCGAUGUUCGUCCCAUCGGGAAAGUUUAUGGGCUCAUGAACCUCUACAGGGACGCAAGCAACCCUAGCAACGUCAACGAGCUGGAGGAAAAGCUUGGCGUCCUUGAAGAUGGUGCCUCAGUGGUCAUCCAAACCCUCCAUUCCAACCUUGCCAGUGGCAAGGUCCCCCUCAAACGCCGCGAUGUUGGGCGGCUACGGAAAUUCUUGUUCGUGAUGCAUUACCGCAAUCUGGGAGGGUCGUACUUCGAUCCUGAUCAUCCUCAUGGAGGCUCGACAAUUCGGCAGUGGGUCGAGCGCUAUAAAACCAAGCAUCCAUCAUGUCAAACACACACCGAUGUAUGGCUGUCUGUCCUCCGCUACUACUUGGAUACUCCCCAUUCCCAGAUCGUCAAUGAUGCCACUGCGAUAUAUAAAGAACACGGAAUGGAGAAGGUUCAUCUUCAGAUGUUGACCGACACAGUCGAUCCCAACAUGGAGCACUACCCGGCUCUUGCGUAUCAAAAGCAGGCCGGCAUGAGUUUCCUUUGUAUAUGGGAAGCUCAUGACACAUCAGAGUUUAUUCUGAGCAAUAACAGUUUUGGACUGUGGGAGGGCGUAGCUCCAUCGGGCGACCAGAUUCAUCGUGUCUUUGUCGUCAGUCCUCAGAUUGCAGUCGUGUUACGGUCCAACUUGCUUCCCAUGUUCGAAAAGAUGGGGCCAAUGAACAGCGACCUGAUUCAGAUCCCCCAAGAACGACCUGUAUCGAAACUCGUCAACGGGGAAGCUGGAUUCCGCAUUCCCGAAGGCUCCGAUCCUUCGUCAGUCGAUUUCAAUCGUCUCAGAUCACCUAGCGACCUCUUCACAUUCACCAUAACCAAACUGUCCCUCGUUCAAACUGACGCUCUUAACGCUGUAGUUUUGAAGAAUGUUCACCAGGAUGGCGCAAUGACAUUCUUGGGGAAGGAACGUAUGUUCAGGACCGUCCGCUCAUUCUGUCACGAUCAGAUGAACAAGCAUGAUCGACCAAAGUUCGCAUCAUUAAUGCGGCACCUAUCGGUCAUCCCGACAUUGAUGGGGCAGGCACCACAGUCGAACGAUCCUGUCGAUGCUGAGCUUUAUGCGACUCUUAUGAAUAUACUGCUCGAUGAGAAACGCUUUCCCUCUCACUAUGACCGCGCCCUAUCUGUCUUCCGACUAAUUGAAGACACGUCCCUGCGCAUGAUUUGUCCUUUCAUGACGGAACACAUCUUCAAUCUCUCUGCUGCCAUGCAGAAAUGUCAGACUCGUUUUGGUGGGGAUGUCUACAAAGCUGUAGGAGACACCAUUACCUUGGAAUCGUCUCUGUCGGAGGAGGUUUCGUCGAGAGUAUUUCAAGGGCUGGAUCAGUUCAUAUCGGAUAAACUAGGUGUGCGACUGGCCUAUGAUUCUAGUGAUGUUCUUGGGCAGGUGGGCAAGGAGGUCGUCCUCGUUGCAUUUCUUGACUGGGUCAUUGACGAAUCAGGUCAUGUUUUGGAUAAGAUGCCUGAUGUAACGAUGCAAGCGGUGCAGAUACAAGAGUUUUGACAUUUUCAUUCUCCUUUGGCUAUAGUCCUCGUUCAUAACAACUGUAGUGUUGAGGACUUUGUAUUUUACCCCUUGCGGGAGGCGUAGGAUGGAGCAAGUGUUUCCUUUCUUGUGUAUGUAUUGGUUGAUUGUACAUGUACCCGGUCGAUUUCGCUCUUACAGAAUAUAUGCUCUCAGCACCAUCGAAGUUUCACGUCCCGGACUCAUGACAAUCACAAAAUAUCAAUAUUAAUUAUAACUUGAACUCGAAAU
This is a messenger RNA of Desarmillaria tabescens, 2099 nucleotides long. RefSeq lists its product as uncharacterized. NCBI's taxonomy places the organism in Eukaryota, Fungi, Basidiomycota, Agaricomycetes, Agaricales, Physalacriaceae. The record is from RefSeq and is a predicted model, not a curated record. Bases 93 to 1847 code for a protein of 584 amino acids. The transcript is spliced from 2 exons.